Messenger RNA from Alternaria atra, 1002 nucleotides. RefSeq lists its product as uncharacterized. The coding region runs from base 1 to 1002 and encodes 333 amino acids. Lineage: Eukaryota; Fungi; Ascomycota; Dothideomycetes; Pleosporales; Pleosporaceae. The record is from RefSeq and is a predicted model, not a curated record. Gene Ontology annotation, biological process: protein targeting to membrane; peptidyl-L-cysteine S-palmitoylation. Gene Ontology annotation, molecular function: protein-cysteine S-palmitoyltransferase activity. Gene Ontology annotation, cellular component: Golgi apparatus; endoplasmic reticulum. The transcript has a single exon.
AUGGACCACCACUGUCCCUGGACAAACAACUGCGUCAGCCACACCACUUUCCCCCACUUCCUCCGUUUCCUCCUCUACACCACCCUCGGACUAUCCCUCCUUCAAUCCUUCCUCUUCACUCGCCUCUCCCACCUCUGGUCCAACUUAGACAUGCCCUCCUACCUCGGCCCCACCCCCUUCCAACUAGGCCACCUCUUCGCCGUCCUAAUCACAAACUCAAUCACCCUCUUCGUCCUCGGGGUCCUCUUCCUACGAAACCUCUGGUGCCUAUCCAUCAACCAAACAACAAUCGAAGGCUGGGAAAUCGAGCGCCACAAAACGCUUUUACGUCGUGCCCGCCAAUACGGCGGCUACCUGACCACCCCGGAAGGUGCGAAGAUGCGCAUCCGGAAACAAGAAUUCCCCUACGAUAUCGGUAUCUGGUCGAACAUUGUCCAGGGUAUGAAUUCGAGGAACCCGUUGAAUUGGCUUAAUCCUUUCGCUGCUACACCCAGUUUGAGUGGUGGGUUGAGUUUUGAGACGAAUGGUUUUGAGGACGAGGGCACGGUUUGGCCGCCUCCAGAUCCGGAUCGUGCGUAUAGGAGGAAUGCGACGGCGGUUAAUGCUGAUGCGUUUCGAUAUGCGGAGUCGGACUUGAAUGCGAAGGAUACCGUGGCUGCAUUUAAGGCGAGGCAGGCGGAAGACGCAGUGAGGAGGAGGAGGCCGUAUGCUGGAGUGGUGGAUGGGGAGGCGGCGGACGGUGAGAUGGGGAGAAAUGAACAAGACUUUACCUACGGAGAUGAUGCUAGUGAUGAAGUCGAGGAAGAAGAAGAGUUUGAGACGAGAAAUGGUGCAAAAGAGCGGGAAGGCGAGGCAGCCUGGCGGAAUUCAGAGGGCGAGCGGCUGAAGGAUUUUGGUGUGGACGAAGAUGUGGAGUUUUACGAUGAGCAGGAUGAUGAUGUGCCAUUGAGCGAACUUAUUGCUCGAAGACAAGCCGCUUCUACAGCCAAAAACAGCCACUGA